Microthlaspi erraticum is the source of this 318-nucleotide messenger RNA. NCBI's taxonomy places the organism in Eukaryota, Viridiplantae, Streptophyta, Magnoliopsida, Brassicales, Brassicaceae. The record is from the annotation of a GenBank genome assembly.
AUGAGCAGGGAGAAUAGAUCACAGAGGGACCAGAGAUGGAGGCACUCGCUGUCGCAUACUUUAAGCGGCUGUACUCUAGAGGAUGUAGAGGAGGCGAUGGAGGUUUUACCUCAGGAUGGCUUUGAGAAGCUCACACCGGAGGAGAAGCGGCACUUGGAUAAGGAGUUUCUGUCCUCAGAGAUUGAGUCGGCAGUCCGAGGUAUAGGAAAAUUCAAAGCUCCAGGACCCGAUGGAUACCAGCCGGUGUUCUAUCAAAGUGGUUGGGAGACAGUGGGCCCGUCUGUCACCCGGUUUGUGUUGGAUUUCUUUACCACAUGA